This is a messenger RNA of Scheffersomyces stipitis CBS 6054, 1320 nucleotides long. RefSeq lists its product as uncharacterized. Lineage: Eukaryota; Fungi; Ascomycota; Pichiomycetes; Serinales; Debaryomycetaceae. The transcript has a single exon. Bases 1 to 1320 code for a protein of 439 amino acids. The record is from RefSeq and is a predicted model, not a curated record.
AUGGUUCCUGAUAACCAGGAAAGUCCUGAUGGAUCUAUUAAGAAAGAGGAAGAGUUCUUCGAAUUUGUUUCGAAGCUACGAAAAGAAUUGAGCAGUUCCUGUCCCCCAAAGCUCAGAUCGAUUAUGCGCUUUUCGUUAUUUGGGAUCUUGCUUCUAUCAUUCAACAUUAUGAACCUCUCGUAUUGUUCAAGAUUUGACUUCAAGUAUCCUUUGGUUGAAAUAAUCACUCCUCUUGUGAAUAUGAAAGAUUUGCCCACAAGCAGUUACAGUUUGUACACCAAACAGAACUACACUUUUGACAAUGAUUUCUUGACUGAAAUAUUGAAGGAUGUCUACUUAAGACACGAACAAGAAUACCUACAUUCCAUGAGCAACAGAACCAUUAUUGUCCAGCCUAGCAUUACUUGGGAUAUCGAGAGGAUAAUAAUUCAACUUAGAGAGGGCACGUACGAUUUUGAGUCCAAAAAAUUGAUAUUCUCUAACCUCACCGUAAUUGAUCAAAUUGUGGAAGAAAGUCCCAGAAGCACCGCCAUUUUCAAUCUAAAAAUACCAAGCAAGUCCAGUAAUGGAUUCUUUCAACAAAGAUUUCUUAGACAGAUAAUCGGCACUUUGUUCUACUUUUCAGAAAAGUCAAAAAUUUCUAAGGGCAUCGACUUGUUGCAGAAACUACUAUUCUUUGCGGAUGUAGCAAAUGUGUCUAUUCUAGUCUCUGCUAUGGUACUUUUUUUAACAUCUGUUCCCAUGGUUUUAGUCCAAAAGAAAACUACUUAUAUGAAGUUGAUUCUAGAAAGCCUUCCAUUUGUGCUGAUUUUAACUAAUUUUGGCUUUUCGUUAUUCAACACCGUUGUUUGGAUCAUCAUUAGUUACUCUUUCCCAUAUUGGAAAUCUGUUUCAUUCGUUAUCUUCUACUUUUUUCAGUCGUUAGUAACGGUUGUGAUUAUAUUCAAGUUAUUCUUAAGAAACACCCAAGAUGAUAAUCAGAAGUUGUUAUCAGCAUUACCUUCUGUCUUUGCUUCAGAUAGUUCUUAUCCUUCAGUCACUACUCAAAAUGACAGCCCUGACGCCAUGCACUCAUUCGAGAUCGAACCACAAAGUAAGCCGUAUUCCAACAGAAUCCGUAUUCCAUAUACUGCAGCUGCUCCCACGAAUACAUCAGCGGCCAGAGAUACUGAUGAUAUUAUUAGAAGGUGUGCAACAGCUCCUGCUAGAAGUGAAUGCAUAGAUGUUGUAGAACCAUUGAGAGCAUCGUUCGACACUUUGGAUAUCCGCUCGCUUACUAGAAGAAGAACAGCCUCUCGAUUUACGGAAGAGUUAGAUUAA